Messenger RNA from Rhipicephalus sanguineus (brown dog tick), 456 nucleotides. RefSeq lists its product as uncharacterized. NCBI's taxonomy places the organism in Eukaryota, Metazoa, Arthropoda, Arachnida, Ixodida, Ixodidae. Bases 71 to 385 code for a protein of 104 amino acids. The record is from RefSeq and is a predicted model, not a curated record. The transcript is spliced from 2 exons.
UCUGGUGAACGCCUGCGGCCCCGAGCGAGAUUACGGCCGAAACAGAGCAACCUCUGCAGCCGUUGCUAGCAUGCCUGAUCGCGGAGAGCGUCCAGCUCUGCACCGACUGUGCGACUCGGUGAGCGGCGUCAACUGGCGCCCGACGCGGUUCGAGGACGAGUUCAAGUUGAGUCGUUACUCGUGCUGCGUGUGUCACGUCAUUCCGAGCACGACGGUAGUGCUGCCCUGUUCGCACGCUCUGUGCGAGCUGUGUGUGGCGGGGUGUGUCGUCCAAGAUGGCGGAAGCGUCUGUCCCCUGGACGCCCAGCCUUUCUGCGAAGACGAGUGCCAGAACUUAGAUUCCUGCCAAAACGAAAAACAACCUCAAGGCUCAUUGCUGGAAUGAUGCUGACGGCUGCGACUUUGUAGGCACGAUCGAGGCCGUACUGCUGCACUUCGACAGAGAAUGCGCCUUCC